CCAAAAACCCGUUGGCUUUGAAACGAGGGAACUGUGAUCGAUAAAAUGUUAAAUCAUGUCCAGGUUUUAGGACUCAUUCCUGGGGCACUCUGUAUCAGCCAAACUGAAAAAAAAGGAAAAAUGACAUUCCCAUAAGACUUAAUGGUAGUUCCUGUGUAACGUUAGUGCUAAUUAGCACUUACGUUAGCUUGCUGGGGGUUCCUCAGAGUUACUGCAGGGGACCCAUAAAAUUAUUGUUUGUUAAUUUAAGUCUUACUUUUUUUUUUCAAAAGUGAAAUGAAUCAAAUAUAUUAGCAAAGAUAAAUUGGCCUGUUCACUGGAAAAAAAAAAAAAAAAUACAGCACACACAACAUUAAUGACUAACUGCUACCCAUGAAUCCUUGUGCCAUCACGUUAGCUAGCUGCUAAAUCACUGUGGGUCAGACUUCCAUAACAGCAAGGUGAACUAAUAAGCUAACAGUCAUGUAUUAUUAAUAUAUUUUGGCCAGUUAGUAGUAUUGUUCCAAAUGUACAAAUAUUCUUGUGAGCCACUAUGGAUUGUUUUACAACUUUAUGAACAAGAGACUCUGACAUACCGUCCACCUCAGAAACUACAAGCGAAACUACAGGAGAGGGUGAGGCUACCACACCUAGCCAUGCUGUAUUAGCAGCUACAGUUUGGCUUUAUAUACUAUACAGUAGGCAUAGGCAACCUGCAGAUCCAGAGCCACAUGUGUCUCUUUAGUCCCUCUCCAGUGGCUCCCUAGUGGCUUUGACAGAAAAUUGUAUGGAAAUGAAUAACCGUUAUGUUUUUGUCAACAUUUUCAUUUUCAUUUAUUGUUGUAGGCCUAAAGUGAUUCUUACAUUCUUCAACUGUAAAAAUGUGCAGCCUCUAUCCCGAUUUGUGUGCGUUAUUCGUCUGUGGCCUGGCGCCUUCUUCUCUUAAAACACCACUGGUGUUGGCUACAGUAGUCUUGAGUCUCCCUAGCUGGGCUAACUAUGUAUUCCAAAUCCAAAAAGGGAAAAGUAUCAGCAGAAAAUAGAGAAUAUAAUAGUGCGUGAAAACAUUUUUUUUUUUCAUUGGCAACACUGCAAAGUACCAAAUAAUUUAAAAAUAUCCCACUGCAGAAUGGCCACCUUGUGCUAAAACAUACUGAUGAAUGCUCGUAUAGAUCUAUUAGUAAUGUUGAUGGGCUGAAUUCAGUUUAAAAGGCUGUGUUACCUUAUAAUGAGGCCUACAUAUGUUUUGCGGCUCCAGGCAGAUUAAUUUUUAUUUUUAUUUUUUUGCCAAAAAUGGCUCUUUUGAUAGUAAAGGUUGCUAACCCCUGUAUUAGGAGGAAGAUGACAACACAAAACACAAAACGUAAAAGCGUUUAAUAAUAUACAAUAUUCAGAGUAUUAAGGAAGUACAGACAUAUCCAAUAUCAGAGACAAAUCAAGCAGAAAAGGUAGGAGAGCACUCAAGAGUAGUUGACAAAUGAACUUCUGAAUCUUUGUUUUCACUUGAAUUUUGCUUUAUGUGAGAAUUGUGGAUUUAUUUUGGCUUAUGUGUAAAAUGUAACAUAUAUGAGAGAGUGGCAGUGUAAAAUAAAUAAAAUACAAAUCAGCAUCUGUGCUAUGAUCAACAUGUUGAAAACAAAAUUGUGCAGAAAUUGUAUAGAGAAAGUUCAUUGUCCAUUCUGGAUUAUUAUGCACAAGAACAAAGCAUUCAACUAUUUGUUUAAACCUCUGACCUGUUUGUAUCAUCAGACAGUCAUGAUUAAACGCUUCAGAAAUGUCAGUCAUUCAACACAAAAUGACGUAGAAACCUGUGGUGACAUAGCUCCACCAGCUGUGUACCUGAGACAUGAGCAAUGAUACGUUUGAACAGGCCAUCACACAGAAAUGGUGUCAGACAUAAACCAUCACCGCUCUGCUGGACAGACACUGAUUACUGCCGCAGAGUAAACAUUUGUUAGGCCUCUCUGUACAAGCACAGAUAGGCUCCGGCUCAAUUGACAGAGUCCCCUAAAUUGUGUCUAUGACGCCUGAUCCAUCGCGUCAAAACCAUUAAGGAGGAGACUGGGUGUGAUGAUAAUGUAUUGAUCAGGUUGUGAUGGAUGGCCAUGGAGGAUAUAUAAGUGAAGUUCUUUGCCGGGCAGAGUUAUAGUCCAUCUGUCCAUCUAAAGAUAGAGGCACCAUGUUGUCUGUAGCUCUGUUUUACCUUGUAGCUGUGAUUUGUUCUGCAAGACGGACACAUGCUCUACCUCUGUACUCUGACACCAACCUGGAGCCACAGGCAGAUUUCAUUCAAAAAUUAGUGUCAGAGGUAGAGGAUGGACCCAACGCUGCUGAGGGGGAGCAGAGAGAGGUGAAUGAUCUGUAUCCUCUACUGAUGCAGCACAAUGGAGGGAGAGAGUCCUGGAGUAGAGGCGCUAAAGAUUCAGCACAACAAGAUAAGUUAGCAAACACGGUCGAGGACCUCAGAGAAGCCGUCUUGAAGCUGGCAGCGGCUGACAAGCUUCGCUCUCAGGGUUUUCUCAGAUCAGAGCAGAACUUGCCAAAAACAAACAAAAGAGCAUGUUUCUGGAAAUACUGUGUCACCAACUAGAGCCCAGCAGCUGCAGGACGUCUGGUGUGAUUUGGCCUGAUUGGAAACGUCUCCACUCUCCAUCGUCAUUUUUGUUUCCCAUCAAACAGAAUAUUCAUGGUCUUUACUGGAUCGACAGAAGAUAUAUUUUUGAAGCUGUAAAACUGUCUUUUUUUGUGGCUGAAAAUAAACUUGACUAUCAGAAAUGCCUUUUAUGUGACCUGGUCUUGGUUGUGAUACUUGUGAUACUGAUAGAUGUUUAUAAUAUUUACAGUUUGAGACCUAAAUAAA
Epinephelus fuscoguttatus (brown-marbled grouper) is the source of this 2839-nucleotide messenger RNA. It is a transcript of the gene urp1, whose product is annotated as urotensin-related peptide 1. Bases 2159 to 2569 code for a protein of 136 amino acids. The transcript is spliced from 6 exons. Gene Ontology annotation, biological process: blood vessel diameter maintenance; regulation of blood pressure. Lineage: Eukaryota; Metazoa; Chordata; Actinopteri; Perciformes; Serranidae. The record is from RefSeq and is a predicted model, not a curated record. Gene Ontology annotation, molecular function: hormone activity. Gene Ontology annotation, cellular component: extracellular region.